Molecule: messenger RNA, 747 nt
Organism: Caenorhabditis briggsae
Lineage: Eukaryota; Metazoa; Nematoda; Chromadorea; Rhabditida; Rhabditidae
Exons: 3
Coding region: 1-747 (248 amino acids)
Source: RefSeq, a predicted model, not a curated record
AUGUCGUUCAUUUUUGUUGCCGUCUACGUUUUAGCCAUGGCGUCUGGAACCAGUGCUGUCAUUUCUGGAAACUACAACUGCACGACGUAUAAUGGAACUGCUUUUGUCUACACCCCAGCCGCUGUUGCCUGCUCCAACGUCAUCUCCGACGCGUCCUGUCAAGUCCUCUACGCCGCUCCAAACACCCUCUACCCAGCAGCUGGAAAUGAUGCGGAGAGAGCUUAUGCCUGUUACACCACCGCUACAGCCACCCCAGCUGCCACUGUCAAGGAUAUGGUCACUGCAGCUAUCUCCAACUGCCCAAAGACUUGUGGAUUCUGUUGUGCUACCAGUGCUUAUUCGUGCUCCAACGUUGCUUACCCACGCCUCACUUGCUCUACAAUCACCGCCGCCCAAUGCGCAUCCUCGGUCUGGCGAACGAUCAUCGCUGAAGACUGCCCAGCAUCCUGUGGAUUCUGUAACGACGGAGGAUGCGUUGACGCUGUCACCAGCUGCGCCAAUGACAUCACCAUCUGCACCACCGUCGGCAUGCAAGACUUCGUGAACACCUACUGCCAGAAGACCUGCGCCAGAUGCUCUAGCUCCACCACUACCGCUUCCUCUGCCUCUUCUAGCACUUGCACAUCCUACAACGCCGAUUCGAGCACCUCAUGCACCGCGUGGGCCAAGAACGGAUUCUGCACCAACACCUUCUACACCACCGCCCAACGCAAGGCUUACUGUGCUUCCACUUGCAAACUUUGCUAG